GUGAGAGGUUUCUCCGACGAGAUGCUGUUUGUCGCCGAGACCACACAGCCGUUGAUCGCCCCGGUAGACAUCACCAUCUGCGCCACCGCAUCUUCCUGCACCACGAAGAGUUCAAGGUAGGUUAACUUCCAGGCGCCCGCAAUGGCUUCCGGAGUCUCACGUGAGAGGCGCCUGUCCAUCUGUUCAUGUCACGCAGCACUCACUUUGUUAUGUCAUCAAACAAUGAAUCGCCCUUCAAAACACUUAUCACCGCUUGGUGUUCGCAUUUGUUUAUAGUUUUGAGAAUGCUUCAUUCGCAGGAUUACUUAGGCACUCCACCAGCAUACCCAAUUGUAAGGUAGCAAACAAGCAAUGCGGUGAACCGAUUUCGAUGCGCCCACUUCGGUGAGCCACUGCGGUGAGCCAUAUUCGAUGAACCGAUUUCGAUCAGCUAGUUUCAGCGCGCCGAUUUUGAUGAGCCAAUGCGGUGAACCACUGCAUGAAGCACUGUGGUGAGCCAAUGCGGUGAGCCAAUUUCGAUGAGCCGAUUUCCGUGAGGUAUUGCGAUUAGCAAAUUUCGGUGAGCCAAUGCGGCGAACCAAUGCGUUGAGCCAAUUUUGAUGAGCCGAUUUCGGUGAGGCAAUGCGGCGAAACAAUGCGGCGAGACAAAGCGGUGUGCUAGCCAUUGUGGUUAGGCAAUUGUGGUGAAGUUCGAAUGGGAAUUGUAUUCCCCAUUGUUGCUAAAUUGAAAUGUGAGUUAUAGAAACGUUGAUGAAAUAAUCAAACUAAUGAAUAUCAUAAAGAUAGUCAUAAAUGGUGUAAAGGGACAGACAAAUCAUCUGAAGAUAGUUGCCACUUGUCAAUAAUGUCAUAAGUAAAAAUAAUUUAGAGAAUCACGUGUGAAGAAAUGUUUCUAUUUGCCAAGUUGUUUUGUUUGUAGGUAAUUCAUUCACACCGUAUUUAAAAAAAAGAAAGAAUGUUUCUACCUGACGAUGACAUUGCCUUGUACUUCCACAAGGUUUACCUAUGCCAUCCCACUGGAGAUCGUCUACUUGACUCCGUUACAGACCUGGAACCCUUACAACCUGUCAGUCACCGAGGUAAGCCGUUGAUCCUAUUUUAUGGUUAGCCAGUCCACACGAUCACGACUGCUGACUGACUGAUUGUCUGCUGUUUGCUAAAUACUGUCGGCAAGCUGAUGUCGGACUGGUUUACUGGGGCUACCCUAUCUAGCUGCUGUGUAACUUGCUGCUGUCAGAUUGUGUGUUGUCUAAGUGGAUGACGUCUGACUAGCUGCUUCUAAUUGAGUUGUGUCAAAGUCAGAUAUUUUUUUUUAUGUUCCUCCUCUAGAAUCUGAGUAUUCCGCCCAAAAAUGGCCGAACAGGGAGUUUGACAAUCAAAGAGAAGGCCUUCAAUGGAACUGCUACCAAGGUUUACCAUUAUCUCACACCGGCAUCGUUCUAUAGCAGUAGUACAGGAGAGGUAAGUAGUGCAUGGGUUGAGGGGGGGGGGUCGGAGUUACAGGUUUGAAUCUCGUUUAAAAACAAACUUAAAAAAAAAAAAUUAAGAUUGUCUUUAGUGUUAUUUCUCGUAGAUUAAAAAUUAACAGUGUUGCACUAAAUAAAAAUGACGAAUUAUUGGACAUUUGCUCUCAUGACAUUACCUUUAUCAUGGUCGCUCUGCUAGCUUGUUGUUAUCGAAUAAUACCUACUAUAUUAUAUUAUAUUGAGCUAUUUAAGAAUAACAAUGUUAAGCUUGUUGCUAAAUAAUUAAAUUAAUAAAAAUAAAGUUGUGUAACUUAACACGCUUAUAAAAUUUACUUGUUAAAAUAAAUUCCUUUAAUUGAGACCCUCCUCCUUGAUGACUUUCCUCCUAGGUCGACCCAGCAGACACAACCAACGGCGCCGUCGGAGUCUUGGACCAGACUGGCAAAAUCAGGGCCGUGACAGCUUCUGGGAUCCAGGUCGUC
Messenger RNA from Lymnaea stagnalis (great pond snail), 1948 nucleotides. Lineage: Eukaryota; Metazoa; Mollusca; Gastropoda; Lymnaeidae. The record is from the annotation of a GenBank genome assembly.